GUGGAGACUCCUCAUGUUUGUGGCCACAAGAGAAGACAACAAGUCAAAAUGGCGACAGCAGGAGCAGGAAGGUCUGCAGGUGUUCUGUCAUCUGUCCCCCUGCAGAUCCUGCUGAAACUGACCGCAGUCUACUUUGUGCUCUAUUUUCUCUUCACUCUGAGUUUAAUCAUCAGGAAGAGCCUGCUGCUGUCCUAUCCCGCUGACGCUGUGCUCUGCGACGUCGGCCUGCUCUUCCUCCUGGCUGCUCUGGAGUUUCUGCAUUUCUUCAGUGGAGUGAAAGGGAACCUGGCGGAGAGCGAGGGUUAUAUUCUGGCCAACCUCGUGGUGACGGGGACGACUAUCCUGCUCACCGUCUACUUCCUGGUGUGGCAGACGUACGUGAUGCGAGCAGACGUCAUCAUCAGCAGCAUCCUCGUCGUCGUCUACGGUUUAGAUGGAUUUCUGGCUUUCAGCACGUUGGCUCGACUCGCCAGCGUCUAUUCAUGAAGAAGUCUCGUCUUAUCGUAUGUUAACACUGAACUCCCAACACUUCGACUACAUUUUCUUAUUGCAAGCACAAAAUGGGAAGAAAAGUAGUUCGGAGUGUCUGUAGUGUAAAUAAUGUUUAUUUGGAUUUUUAUUCUUAUGACAGAAUGUGUUAAGAUGUAGAGAAAAUGGUGUGUUCGAGGUCAAAUUUUUAAAUUUGUACAACAUUCAGAAAACCUUUGUUAUUAAUGUCACCAGGGGCAGGUGGACUGUAGUCAGCGUCCUAUUGAUCACGUUACAUAUAAAGGUGCUACUAAGCAUUCUGGGCAUCAGCAAGAAACAAUACAUGAUGUGACAUACACAAGUCCAGCAUUGCAACUAACGAUUAUUUCAACUGUUGAUUAAUCUGUUCAUCAUUUUCCUAGCUAUUGUUGUUUGGUUUAUAUAUUGGAAGAAAAUUGUGAAACAUGUCGAUUCGUGUUUCACGAUGACGUCUUCAAAUGUCCUGCAUUAUUUACAACCCAAAGAUAUUCA
Molecule: messenger RNA, 999 nt
Organism: Stegastes partitus (bicolor damselfish)
Lineage: Eukaryota; Metazoa; Chordata; Actinopteri; Pomacentridae
Product: transmembrane protein 80-like
Exons: 6
Coding region: 49-486 (145 amino acids)
Biological process (GO): non-motile cilium assembly
Cellular component (GO): ciliary transition zone
Source: RefSeq, a predicted model, not a curated record